Dalotia coriaria is the source of this 1320-nucleotide messenger RNA. Its product is annotated as putative inositol monophosphatase 3. The transcript is spliced from 2 exons. Lineage: Eukaryota; Metazoa; Arthropoda; Insecta; Coleoptera; Staphylinidae. The coding region runs from base 120 to 1112 and encodes 330 amino acids. Gene Ontology annotation, biological process: phosphatidylinositol phosphate biosynthetic process. The record is from RefSeq and is a predicted model, not a curated record. Gene Ontology annotation, molecular function: 3'-nucleotidase activity. Gene Ontology annotation, cellular component: endomembrane system.
CAGCUGGUGUUCUGUCACACCACACUUCCCGUCACUUAUACAUCCAUCGAAGAAAUAAACAAACCAUUCCAUUUAAAAUGUGAUUUUUUGUAUAAAAUCGAAAGAUAAAAUCAUUCACUAUGAAUUUAGGGGGAGCCAUACAUAUUAAUAAACCGGGGCUUCUUUUGGUUUUCAUUGUGGUCGCACUAUUCCUGUUUUAUUUCUUCUCCAAAAGUGCUGAUACUUCAUCAGCAAUCAAAGACGAAUUUAAAGAUUCAAUUGAUCUAAGCAAUUUACUGAUUGUUGCAAUCAAAGCGGCUCAGAAUGGAGGAAACGAGGUUCUUAAAACAAAGGACAAUCUUAAAAUUGACUCAAAAGGUAAAACUGGAGAAGGCAUUAAUGAUCCAGUAACUACAGCAGAUUAUAAUUCACACUGUGCUAUGGAAGCAACUCUCAAACAUCAAUAUCCUGAUAUUUCAAUUGUUUCUGAAGAAAAUAAAGUCAUGUGUAACAACAGCAUAGUAUAUGAUUACUCUAAACCAAACAAUGUGAAGAUUGAUGUAAUGGACAGUAUCAAACCAAAUGUAAUAAAACUGGAAGAUAUUACAAUCUGGAUUGAUCCAUUAGAUGCCACAAAAGAAUUCACAGAAAAGCUUUAUCAAUAUGUUACAACAAUGGUUUGUGUUGCUGUAAAGGGAGAGCCCAUUAUUGGAGUUAUACACAAACCUUUCGAAAACAAAACUUACUAUGCCUGGGUUGGAAAAGAAGAAAGAAAUUUAAAAGUUGGUUCAAGUGAUGGAACCCAAACUAAAAUUGUGGUGUCAAUUUCUCAUAGGGGGACAAUUGAGGAGGUCCUAAAGAAGAAUUUUAAAGAUGUCAAAGUUAUCACUGCAGCUGGUGCUGGAUACAAAGUACUUGAAGUUGUUGCUGGUAAUGCUGAUGCAUAUGUACACAACACAGUUAUCAAAAAGUGGGAUAUUUGUGCUGGGAACGCCAUUUUGAAUGCAAUUGGAGGCAGAAUGACCACAAAAAACAAUGCUGUCAUCAGCUAUUUUAAUGAUGGCCAUCCUGUGAAUACAGAUGGUCUGAUAGCCACAGUAAAGGAACAUGAUAAAUAUGUUGGAAAAAUUUAAACACUCUGAGUCUGAAAAUAUUCCAAAAUCUAUAUAUGCAUGUGCUAUUAGAUUACUAUUCAAUCUAAAUAACUAGCAUAUCAUAACUUACUCUGUGACAAAAUAAUUACUGUUGUCAAUUUUUAAUAUUUUUUUGUUCCUGCAUUAAUGUAUUGUAUGGUAUUGUAUUGUAUAAAAUAGUUUAAUAUAAAGGGAGUAAUAUUUUUAA